AUGGAGAUGCUGGAAAGAAGUGCCCGCGGCACAGCAGUUACCGGUGGUAUUCUCGCAGCUACUGUUAAUCCCAUACUAGGGGGAGUAUUAGCGGCAGUUUCCCCAGUAGUGGAGAUAAAUAAUUUUAAUGAAUUGUUGGGAACUUUGAAAAGAAUUGCUGGUGGAGAAUUAGGGGAAGUAAACAAAAAACUUGAUGAGUUAAAUAACAAAGUCAAAGAAUUUUUGCAGGACUAUGAUAAAGACGGCAAUCGAGAAAUUGAUCUUGAUGAGUUAAUUAAUGAAAGAAUGAAAUUCAAUAAGGAAUUAGAUAAAAUAGAGGCCAUUGAACGAGCCAUUAAGGCCUUAGAAAAAGAAGUAAUUAAAUAUAAAAAAGGUUCGAUUGGUGAAGAAAAAGAUGAAGAAACAGAAUCAACAAAAUCAGAAACCCAGCCAACUGCUUUAGAAAUCAAACUAGCCCAAAGAAAACAAGAGCGAGAACAAUUGGAACAAAAAAAGAAUGAAUUGGCAGUUGAACUAAAAGAAAUCGAAAUUCAUUGCCAACAAAUUAAGAAGGAGUUAUCUCAGCAUCAAAAUGAUUUGCUUCUACUUACCGACACUGAUGAGGAAAAAGGGUUAUUGAAAGAAAAAAUAAUUGAUUUGAAAAAGGAGUUAAGAGAAGUUGAGCAAAAAAGGCAUGAUAUCAGCCAACAGUUAAUUAAAACCAACGUUGUUUUGUUCAGUCAGCAGAUUAAGAAUUUAAACUUGGGUUCCAAAGUUAGUCAAAGUUGGACUGCUACUUGUGAACGUGCUAAAAAUUGUGUUUUUCGCACCAAACUUUAUUUAACUACUCCUAUUUACUGCUGA
Molecule: messenger RNA, 843 nt
Organism: Racocetra fulgida
Lineage: Eukaryota; Fungi; Glomeromycota; Glomeromycetes; Diversisporales; Gigasporaceae
Source: the annotation of a GenBank genome assembly